AUGUACGCUGGCAGACAAGGCGAAGAGGCCAAGGCGGCUGCCAGCCAUCUGCCAUGGGUGGAGAAGUACCGCCCUAGCACGCUGGAGAGCGUCGUCGCGCACGAGGACAUUCUCAGCACGUUGCGGCACCUCAUGGAUAGCGGUAACAUGCCCCACCUCCUGCUCUACGGUCCACCUGGUACCGGUAAGACGACCACCAUUAAGGCAUGCGCGUAUUACCUCUACGGUAAGGAUCGAGUGCGCGCGAACGUACUCGAGAUGAACGCGUCCGAUGACCGUGGCAUCGACGUGGUGCGCCAGCAGACUCGCGAGUUCGCUAGCACCUCCUCCAUAUUUUCGAUGAUGGGCUCCGGCAGCUCGACUGGAAGUGGAGGCGGCGGCCCGGCGGCAAAGUUUAAGCUUGUGAUCCUCGAUGAGGCAGACCAGAUGUCCUACGAUGCCCAGGCGGCGCUGCGUCGCGUUAUCGAGAAGUACACGCGCAACGUGCGCUUCUGCAUUCUGUGCAACCACAUCAACAAAAUCAUACCCGCCCUGCAGUCUCGGUGCACUCGCUUCCGCUUCGCGCCGGUGAAGAAGUCGGCGAUGAUGCCGCGCCUCCGGUACGUGGCGGAGCAGGAGGGUGUCAAGUAUACGACCGACGGACUGGCGGCCGCGUUCCGCCUCAGCCGCGGUGAUUUGCGCCGGUGCCUCAACACCAUGCAGUCUUCAGCGCUCUCUGCAAACGAGAUUACGGAGGAGUCGGUUUAUCGAGUCACCGGGAACCCGACUCCUGCCGACGUGACAGCGAUCGUGUCGGAUAUGCUCUCCAGCGACUUCGCGACAAGCUGGAUCAAGGUGGAGGAGGGUGUUUUGCAGAAGGGCAUCUCCAUGGCGGAUCUGACUCGCGAGAUUCACCCUAUUAUGAUGGCCAUGGACUUACCGCAGGACUGCAAGUGCUUUCUGCUAAUGAAGUUAUCCGAUCUGGAGUACUACGCAGCGGGCGGUGCACGCGAGUCAGCCGGGCUUGGUGGACUGCUGGGGGCCUUUCAGCUCGUCAAAGAGGCCGUGACGCAGCGAAAGCCAAUCAAGGAUGUGGCUGGGGAGUGCGUUUGCUGA
Molecule: messenger RNA, 1095 nt
Organism: Leishmania mexicana MHOM/GT/2001/U1103
Lineage: Eukaryota; Euglenozoa; Kinetoplastea; Trypanosomatida; Trypanosomatidae
Product: putative replication factor C, subunit 3
Exons: 1
Coding region: 1-1095 (364 amino acids)
Biological process (GO): DNA-templated DNA replication; DNA repair
Cellular component (GO): nucleus; DNA replication factor C complex
Molecular function (GO): ATP hydrolysis activity; ATP binding; DNA clamp loader activity
Source: RefSeq, a predicted model, not a curated record